UUAUAUAUAUAUAUAUAUAUAGUUUCUUAGGCUUUUAGAUAAGCUGGAAAUUAAGAUGGGAAGAAUCCCAUGUUGUGAGAAAGACAACGUGAAGAGAGGCCAAUGGACACCUGAAGAAGAUAACAAGCUCUCUUCUUACAUAGCUCAGCAUGGCACUCGCAAUUGGCGUCUCAUCCCUAAGAAUGCUGGUUUGCAGAGAUGUGGGAAGAGCUGCCGUCUCCGGUGGACAAACUACCUCCGGCCAGACCUCAAACAUGGCGAGUUCACCGAUGCUGAAGAGCAAACCAUUGUCAAGCUUCACUCUGUCGUCGGAAACAGGUGGUCUUUAAUAGCAGCUCAAUUGCCAGGGCGUACUGAUAAUGAUGUCAAGAAUCACUGGAACACUAAACUGAAGAAGAAGCUCUCUGGAAUGGGGAUUGAUCCUGUUACUCAUAAGCCUUUUUCUCACCUUAUGGCAGAGAUUGCCACAACACUGGCUCCACCUCAGGUUGCUCAUCUUGCUGAGGCUGCUCUUGGUUGUUUCAAGGAUGAAAUGCUUCAUUUACUUACAAAGAAACGUGUUGAUCCUUUCUCCGGCAUGCCGCAAGUCACCGGAAACAAUGGCGUUGGUUAUGCUUCUGUGUCUGGUAAUGAUAAGGAGGAAACCAUUGAGAAGAUUAAGCUUGGUUUGUCUAGAGCUAUCAUGCAAGAAGGUAAUGGAGAUCAUCAUGUUGUUAAUAAUGGAAAGUCAUGGGCAUUGGUGGGUUCACAUGGAGAAGCAUCAGUGAUGCAUGAUGUUUAUGAUCCUAUGCUUAGUGGUGAUCAUGGAUUUCGAUACGAUGCGCCGGCUUAUGGGAACGAUGUCGGUGAGGCUUCGGCGUGGAGCCAGAGUUUGUGUACUGGUAGUACAUGCACUGGUGGUGUUGGUGAGCAGCAAGCUGGAGUUAUUGUGGAGAAGGAGGUGGAGGUGGAGAUGGAGGAGGAGGAUGGGGAGGAGGCUGAAGGGAGGAAGAUUAAUGGAAGGAAGGGAGAUGAAGGAGGAAUGUUUGCAAGUGAUUGUGUUUUGUGGGACUUGCCUGAUGAUCUUAUGAGUCCUAUGGUUUGAAUUCAUAUAAGAUAUGUAUUUGUAUUUGGAGUUAAAUGAUAUAAGAAGAAGAAUAA
Molecule: messenger RNA, 1140 nt
Organism: Dioscorea cayenensis subsp. rotundata (Guinea yam)
Lineage: Eukaryota; Viridiplantae; Streptophyta; Magnoliopsida; Dioscoreales; Dioscoreaceae
Product: transcription factor MYB80
Exons: 3
Coding region: 56-1084 (342 amino acids)
Source: RefSeq, a predicted model, not a curated record